Messenger RNA from Colletotrichum karsti, 1434 nucleotides. Its product is annotated as alternative sulfate transporter. NCBI's taxonomy places the organism in Eukaryota, Fungi, Ascomycota, Sordariomycetes, Glomerellales, Glomerellaceae. The record is from RefSeq and is a predicted model, not a curated record. Gene Ontology annotation, molecular function: transmembrane transporter activity. The transcript has 6 exons. Gene Ontology annotation, biological process: transmembrane transport. Gene Ontology annotation, cellular component: membrane. Bases 1 to 1434 code for a protein of 477 amino acids.
AUGGGUGCAGCAAGUAUCACGCCGCUUGAACUUUCAUCAUACGCCAAUGAACUUGAUAAUGAGGCGAAAACGGCCCGAUCCCCGGUCGACUGGAGUGAAGAUGAGGAGAGGAAGGCGAAAUGGAAGUUGGAUCUGAUCAUUAUGCCGCUUCUGACCCUCGGCUUCUUUUGUUUACAGCUCGAUCGAGGCAACAUCGCAAAUGCCAUCACCGAUACCUUCAUGGAGGACGUGGGAAUUUCUCAAUUCCAGUUCAACGUUGGGCAACAAUUGCUUUCUCUCGGAAUUGUUCUCUUCGAAAUUCCGUCAAACAUGAUACUUUACCGUGUUGGCCCCGGCAAGUGGCUGACGCUGCAGCUAUUUUUCUUCGGCCUUGUCAGUACUUUCCAGGCCUUUCAGACCAAUUACGCCAGUUAUCUUGUGACACGGUUUCUCCUCGGGGUCAGCGAAUCGGGAUACAUACCCGGUGGGCUCUGGACCUUGUCGACAUGGUACACACGUAAAGAGACAGCGAAGAGGGUCAUGAUAUUCUUCUUCGGUAACCAGCUAGGCCAGGCUUCGGCCAAGCUGAUUGCAUACGGAAUUCUGCACAUGAAAGGGGUUGCGGGAUACCCUGGCUGGUUUUGGCUGUUCAUCAUCAUGGGCAGCUUCACGCUUGCAAGCGGAGUUGUCCUCGGCUUCUGCCUUCCUGACGCAUUUCAUAACCCUCAUAGCUGGUUUCUUCCGCGUUUCAAUAUCUUCACCGAACGGGAGCUUCAUAUCUUGCAGAAGCGUGUCAUGCUAGAUGACCCCAACAAGAAGAAAACGAAGCAACACAUUGGCAUGGCGGCUUUCAAAAAAGCUUUUUCCAACUGGCGGGUUUGGAUACACAUCUUUAUCACUCUCGGCAACAAUGGUCCGUUCAGGGGCUUCGACACUUAUGGCCCGACCAUUAUUAGAAGUUUCGGCUUUCCCUCCCUUACGAGUAAUGCCCUCGCUGCUGUGGGAUUGUUUCUUCAAGUCCCUGUCUCGUUUGGUUUUAGUUACGUUUCUGAUCGCUUUAAUAAGCGUGGCGAGACGACGAUUCUUGCCAUAGGCAUGCAUAUGUUCGGUUACAUUCUCAACCGCAUCUUCACCGAAAUCAACAAGCGAGGUGUAAGGUAUUUCGGUGUCGUAUGGACGCAGACCUUUGCCUCGUUUCCGCAUCCUCUGAACAUCACUUGGAUGUCUUUGACCUGCACCGAUCCCGAGGAGAGGUCCUUGGCAAUGGCGAUGAUCAUUAUGAGUGCAAACAUUGCAGCGAUCUAUGGCGCGCAAUUGUUCCAGGCAGACGACAAGCCUCUUUACCGCAGAGCAUUCGAUUCAAAUAUUGGUAUCCUCGCUUUUGCAUUGGUACUUGCAUGCAUCAGAUACGGCCAUGAAGUUUAUCAAAGAAGGAAGUCUUCGCCAAAUGCAUGA